GAAGAGAGGAGACCAUUUACACCGGCCGCAUAGGAAAUGCUGAAAAAGGAAAAACGCUCAAAUAUGGCAUCAUCAAAACGAUAAGGUCAUGUCGCCGAACUGAAGGUAGCUAUGCCCGACGUGUCACUAAACACGCACGCCGAUCGAUGGAAGGAGGCCGCGCUGCAGCAUUCUGUCUAAAAACCGAUGACAGCGAUUGGUAGGCUGUGUGACAUUGAACAUACAGGACACGAAACAGACGAGGUCGUUUAAAGAGCCACGCACCGUGAACAACUUGUCACGUCCCGUGAAUUUGAUCCGUCGUGCUGUCGUGAGUUGACGCGGCCGUGAACGUUAGCGACAUUUCGGGGGAUGUGGUAGUCGCCGGGUGCGUUUGCUUUUCACCCCGGCACGAAGCAAGAAAUAUGCUACACGGUCGCUGCUGCGGUUAUCAAGCUAUUAUCUUAGCCUAGCGGCUCGGUGCAGGGAGCUACCCCAGAUCCAGAGCAGACGUCAUCAACAUUUCCCUGUAUUUAAAUGGUCGCGUACGAGGAGGUCAUCGCUGGAAACGAACGACGAUCACUCGGAUAAAAAAAAAAGACGGUGAAAGCCAAAAGUCAACUGAAGAUAACUGGGUGUCCUAAAUGGGGGACUACGGGUUCGGAGUUCUGGUGAAGAACAGCAGUGGUAACAAAUCUGCCUUCCCCUUGCGGAUCCCUCCUCACCUCCAACCCCAGCACCCACACCACCCCUCCAACCCCCCCAGCCCCCCUUCCUUCGUAAACAACACCUGCUCCACCAAUGGGGGCAGCGCUUGGCUGUUCCCCGCCGUAGCCCCGCACAGUAACAUGCAAGAUGAGAUUCUGGAGUCAGACAAGUCCAAGGCCUUGGACCUCCAGGACAUGCAGGAGAAGUCUCAGGUCCAGCCCCAGGCCUUGUCUCCUGGCCAGCAGGAGGUCGGGGGAGGCCUAGGAGAGCUUGAGGGUUCACUCCCUGACGAUGGUUCGCUGGAGAAGGGUUCUUUGGAGAGCAGCAGUGGCAAAGAGAAGCUGAGGAUGGAGUCCCCAGUGCUUAGUGGGUUUGACUACCAGGACAGCCUGGGAAUGGGUACGAGCAUUGCACAGUCCACCUCCUCAUCUUCGCUGACCAGCUUUAACAACUGGUCCCCUGCUGUCCCAUCCAACCAGUCUCCAGUGGUCGGAGAAGAUGUAGGAGGGUUCUUUGGCCCGACUGGCUCCAACGCCAACGGACCUCCCAUGCUGUUCCAGAACUUCUCCCACCACGCAGGUCCUGGCUUUGGUGCGGGGGGGAGUUUCUCCCCACAGAUCGGGCCAGUCUCUCAGCACCACGCACCCACACCUCACCCCCAACACUACCACCCCCACGGCCAGGGGGUCCCACAGCAGCACAGGCGCUCCCCAGCUAGCCCUCAUCCACCGCAGCAGUCUUUCCCUCCGCACCCCCACCGCACCGGACCCUUCACCCAGCUCCCCCACCUCACUACUGCCCAGAAUAAACCCCCCUCUCCUUGGGGAAGCUACCAGAGUCCCUCCACUCCCACAUCCACCUCCUGGAGCCCUGGUGGGUAUGGUAGCUGGGGAGGCACACAGGGGGUGCGAGAGUAUCGGCGGGGGGUAGGUGGAGGUAUGUCGGGCCUUAACUCCAUCUCCCCGCUGAAGAAGUCCUUCCCUAACAACCAGGUUCCCUCUCAGAAGUUCCCCAGAAAUAGUUCUGGCUUCAAUCACAAGGGCUGGGUGGAGGACAGCAUGGGCCGCAAUGACAGCAUCUACCCUUUCCAACAGGAGAGAACACGGUCUUUUGAUGGUUUCAGUAUGCACUCUCUGGAGAAUUCACUGAUUGACAUUAUGAGGGCUGAGCAGGAUUCCUUGAAAGGACGUUACAACUUCUCUCACCAGGGUGGAGACGGGCCUCUACCUAUGAAUGCAAGAAGUUAUGGCAGAAGACGAGGUCAUUCCUCUCUGUUUCCCAUGGAGGAUGAGCGCUCUUUUGGAGAGGACGAGUCAGGUGACCAGGGGCUUCCUGGCCUCGGCUCAGCUCACUGUUUCCCCCACCUUAAUGGUGAACGUGUGGAACGAUAUUCUCGUAAGGUGUUUGUAGGAGGUCUGCCCCCAGACAUAGAUGAAGAUGAGAUCACUGCAAGUUUCCGUCGGUUUGGUCAUUUGUUUGUAGACUGGCCUCACAAGGCAGAGAGCAAGUCCUAUUUCCCACCAAAAGGAUAUGCAUUUUUGCUGUUCCAAGACGAGAGCUCUGUUCAGGCUCUGAUUGAUGCCUGCAUUCAGGAGGAUAGUAAACUGUACCUGUGUGUCUCUAGCCCCACCAUCAAAGACAAGCCUGUCCAGAUCCGACCCUGGAACCUAAAUGACAGUGAUUUUGUAAUGGAUGGCUCUCAGCCAUUGGACCCGAGGAAGACCAUCUUUGUAGGAGGUGUCCCUCGUCCCCUUCGUGCAGUGGAGCUUGCCAUGAUUAUGGACCGUCUGUAUGGGGGAGUGUGUUACGCUGGGAUCGACACAGACCCUGAACUCAAGUAUCCAAAAGGGGCGGGAAGAGUGGCCUUCUCCAAUCAGCAAAGCUACAUUGCAGCCAUUAGUGCCCGAUUUGUUCAGCUGCAGCACGGGGAGAUUGAUAAACGGGUGGAAGUGAAGCCAUAUGUCCUGGACGACCAGCUGUGUGACGAGUGCCAGGGCACCCGCUGUGGGGGGAAGUUUGCUCCUUUCUUCUGCGCCAACGUGACCUGUCUGCAGUACUACUGUGAGUACUGCUGGGCAGCCAUCCACUCCCGGGCUGGCCGCGAGUUCCACAAGCCGCUGGUGAAGGAGGGAGGGGAUCGGCCACGACACAUCUCUUUCCGCUGGAACUGAGGCGAGACGGCAAGGGAGGGUGAAAAUAGAGGUUCGGGGAGGGACUGAGAAAGGGGAAGCUGGGUAAGGGGUAGGGGCUAUGAUAUGAAAAAUAAAUGCACUUUUCUUUUAAGUUAAAAAAAAAAAAAAACAUAAUUUAUUUUUUUUAUUUUUUUUAAUUGGGCCCUCUAACAGAAGUAAAUGCUAAGAAGAGAGUGAAAUCCCAUUUAUGUUUUGACUUAACGUGUGCAUGAGCAUAUGAAUGCAUUAGAUUUGGAUUUAGACGUUUUCUGACUUGACUGUACUUUCUUUUCGUGUUAGCUGGCAAAGCUGCUUAUAUUUGUUGUCAAGAGUAACAUAAAAUUUAAGUGAGGUUCAUCAUACCUAAAUCAGUAUACUAACUGGAAGUUGAGUUGAAGAAGGGUGCAUUUUCUUACUUUGCGCUUACAGGAUUAGAAAACAACUGUACCAUUUACCAAAGGUUGAGUGCAAAACGUUGGGUUGAACCGAGGAAUGACACCGUUUCAAACGGUUGGACGACUUGUGUUUUUCAAACAGCUCAUUGUAUAGCAUCUGGCCACUUCGGAAAAAAAUUAAAUAAGAAAAUCUCUUUAGGUUGCUGGCAUGGGUUUUUAGGUCUUGGUUUAAAAGUUGACACUUUGUAACCAGAAAGGGCAAACCAAAGAUUGGCCUAAAACACAUCAUCGAGAGCAAACAUUGAUCUGAGGGUUUUCAGGAUAAUGUUGUGUCCUCUCGUCGUGUGACAGGGGAGAGGCUGGAGUUGUGUGGAGUUUUGGUUUCUGGGUUUCAGCGAAUAAAGACACAGCCCUCAGGGCUCAGGUAUUGGCAGUAGUAUUUGCUCACUUUAUAUUGUCAGGGAUAUUAGCACUGGAAGCUAACAUGCUAAUGUAGUACUAACUAAUGGGAAUGCACAGUCCAGUCUCCCUGAGCUGUCCUCAUGGUGUACCACUGCACGCUCUACCAUGACUGGAGCUUCUAUCACAAGUGUUGUGGUUGGAUAUGGUAGUAGCUAGAAUUUGCUGUCACAGAGAUAAAGAUAUUAUUUUAUACAUGGCCUGCUGAUUUUUGUACAGUGUUUUAUAGCUGAUUAUUUUGUCAUGAACAUAUAAACAUUUAUUAUGCACUACUUUUCUAAAUAUUUUUUUCAAUAGUCAUUUUAGGCACAUUUUUCACAGAUGGGAGAACUCCUUUUGCAAUACCUCAUUUUUUUCACUUGGUGAAAAAUAAUUUUGUACCUUUGUUACUAAGAGAUCUGCAUUUAUGGUAAACUUAAUUUAAAAAGAAAAUGAAUGAUAUUAAUAUAAUUUUCAAUUAGCUUUUAUAUAUUUAAGUGCUGGUAAAUCUGAAAAUUGUCUGGUGCAUUGGUGUGAUUCUGUAUAUAAAAGAAAAAAAACAAGGCUAUCAUUAGCUAUUCAUAUAUGGAUUCUCCUCUGUCCUAAAUAAACAUAACAGGAUCCUAAGGCAUGACAAGACCUUUCUAAACGGAUUUUGAUAGUCUUGAAAAUAUAUUCUGAUAUUUCGCUCCUAGGUGCACUCAGUAAGAUUAUCAUUAGGGUAAAUGUUUUGGCUUUGGUCAACGUGAUCUCUUCCCUUCUAUCACCGGAGUGGAUAUCAGCUGUUUGAAUAUUUAGAUCCUCUUUCUGGAACUGCCUGUAAGUUCUACUUAUUCUUGGCAUGCAUAAUGUAAUACAGAAAUACAAUGGCUAGUGUUAAUGCAGGACCUAAUGUAAUGCACUAGAUCUCUUUUUGACUUUCUUUUCCUUCUCUCUUUGAGAUCACCUCUCUUGUAGCCUCUCUUUACAUGGUGGAGUCUGCCUUCCUUACACAGACGUGAUGUUUAUGCAAUCUACACAGUGACAACACUUUGGAUGCGUUUUGUAAUGUAGAGGACACUCAGUAGGACAUAGGUGAGGAGAGUUGAUCACUUGCCGCCCCCCUCCCCUCCCCCCUUGUGAUGUGGCAUGCUUUGGGACAUAACCUGAAUGUGAUUUAAUGUUGCAAGUUAACUUUGAGCCAUUAUGUGCAAUACUUAUUCUUUCCAGAAACAAGUCUCUGCAGUGCAAGUCAUUUAAUCCAUAUAGACCAUGCAGUCAUUUAUACAUCAUUUGUUUCCUAUUGUUCAUGCUGAUGUCUGCAAGAUAAAAAAAAAAAGUAAUUUAUACAUGAAUUUAUUUUUAAACAUUAGUUUUGUGCUUAUUUACUUAUUUUGCUACAACCAUGCUACUGUGAUUGAAAACAUUGUAUAUACUAGGUCGAUAAUGUAUUUAGUAUUUGCUAUAUUUUCAAUUGAAAUGUUUAACUAUCAUUUUUGAUCAGAUUUUUGUUAUAUUUUUUGGGGUGAUGUGUUAAAACUCGUGUGUCUAGUUUUUCUAAUUGCUGUAUUGUGCUCCACAUUUUCAGAUGAAAAGAAUAUUAUGUCUGUUAGUAUUACUUGAUUGCAAAAUUUCAAGUUUUUAAUUGUAUGCUGGGAAGGUUAUAUUUAUUAACUUUUUUUUUUACCUGAUAUUUGGAUUUUUAUUCAGUCAUUUGACAUUUAUACGUAAGUUCCAAUUUUUAUAUUUUCUUCCUGAUUUAUUUACGCUACAAUACAGACGUCAGUUUUUAUAGUUGGUUUGUAGUAUUGAAGUAAAACAAAGAUCUAAUGUCAUAUAUUAAUUUGCUGCCAACUGUUUGUAACUGUAUGCAUACAUUUGAAGUAUUUGUAAUGUGAGAUGUUGAAUGAAUAAAACAGCUGUGAGGAAGA
Messenger RNA from Platichthys flesus (European flounder), 5601 nucleotides. Its product is annotated as cytoplasmic polyadenylation element-binding protein 4-like. NCBI's taxonomy places the organism in Eukaryota, Metazoa, Chordata, Actinopteri, Pleuronectiformes, Pleuronectidae. The record is from RefSeq and is a predicted model, not a curated record. Gene Ontology annotation, biological process: negative regulation of cytoplasmic translation. Gene Ontology annotation, cellular component: nucleus; synapse; cytoplasm. The transcript has 12 exons. Gene Ontology annotation, molecular function: mRNA regulatory element binding translation repressor activity; mRNA 3'-UTR binding; ribosome binding. The coding region runs from base 624 to 2858 and encodes 744 amino acids.